This is a messenger RNA of Dama dama (fallow deer), 1234 nucleotides long. RefSeq names its product Rho GDP dissociation inhibitor beta (gene ARHGDIB). The transcript has 6 exons. Bases 162 to 764 code for a protein of 200 amino acids. Gene Ontology annotation, molecular function: protein binding; Rho GDP-dissociation inhibitor activity. Lineage: Eukaryota; Metazoa; Chordata; Mammalia; Artiodactyla; Cervidae. Gene Ontology annotation, biological process: Rho protein signal transduction. Gene Ontology annotation, cellular component: cytosol; membrane; cytoplasm. The record is from RefSeq and is a predicted model, not a curated record.
CCAGGAGACCCAGCCUUCAUGUCCUGGAGAAGGAUUCCAAGGGCACUCGCCAGCAGUGCCUGGCUGGUUUCCUACAAGGUCAAAGCCGGCAUCUAGCCAAGCUCAGAAGCAAAAAGACUGUAGAACCAAGCUGAUUCGAACCAAGCUGGUGCACGAUCAAAAUGACUGAAAAGGCCCCAGAACCACACGUGGAGGAGGAUGACGAUGAGUUGGAUGGCAAGCUCAACUACAAGCCCCCCCCACAGAAGUCCCUGAAGGAGCUGCAGGAGAUGGACAAAGAUGAUGAAAGUCUAACUAAGUACAAGAAAACGCUCCUGGGGGACGGUCCUGUGGUAGCAGACCCAACAGCCCCCAAUGUCACGGUCACCCGCCUGACUCUCGUUUGUGAAAGUGCCCCAGGACCAAUCACCAUGGACCUCACUGGGGAUCUGGAAGCCCUUAAAAAAGAAAACUUUGUCCUAAAGGAAGGUGUUGAAUAUAGAGUAAAAAUUAACUUCAAAGUGAACAAGGAUAUUGUGUCAGGACUGAAGUAUGUUCAACACACCUAUCGGACGGGGGUAAAAGUGGAUAAAGCAACGUUCAUGGUGGGCAGCUACGGGCCUCGGCCAGAGGAAUAUGAGUUUCUGACUCCAGUUGAGGAGGCCCCCAAGGGCAUGCUGGCCCGAGGCACUUACCACAACAAGUCCUUCUUCACCGACGACGACAAGCAUGACCACCUCACCUGGGAGUGGAACCUGUCCAUUAAGAAGGACUGGACAGAAUGAGCGCCUCUGCCCUUUGCUCUGCCUAUCUUUGCCACCCAGAAGAGCCCUUAGUCCCUCCUCCCUGGUCACAGUUGGGCCCCUUCCCCAGCACCCUCCACCAUCUCUUAGCACUGCACCCUCUUCCACACGGUGUCUCCCAGUGAUACCCGAACAAGAUGCUUAAAAUCCGGGCCUUCAUCCUGCCCUCCUGAUCAUGGCCAAGAUCUCCCAAGUUCUCUGUCCCAUAGACGAUCAUUUAAUAUUCCUUCUUUUAUUCCCAUUUGAGCAACUGGAGAUCAGAAGAUGGGCAAACUAGCACAGUCCUUCUGCCUCAGGUCCUUGUCUCUCCCUCCCACCCCUGGAUUCUCCUGUGGUUACUGCUGGUUCAGUGAAGGUCCCUCAUCACGUUCCCUGCCAACUGGGGUUUUCCUUUUCUGGGAGACACUGUAAACAGCACAAGAGAACAAGAAUAAAGCGGUUAUAAGAGCUGA